Molecule: messenger RNA, 555 nt
Organism: Paramisgurnus dabryanus
Lineage: Eukaryota; Metazoa; Chordata; Actinopteri; Cypriniformes; Cobitidae
Source: RefSeq, a predicted model, not a curated record
AUGGGAAGGGAGCUGUUUCUGAAGGGAGCUGUUCGGUCACUGACUGUCAGCAGAGCUAGGUGUCUUCUCCAGAAUCGUCACUCCAGCAUCUACAGCAAGCCACCAAAAAACAAGAUUGGACCUGGGCAAAGUUUCUUUAUUUUGUCUGUGUUUGCUGUUGCACUCCUGGCUCCUGCCGGCUGGAUUCUGCAUCACAUCCCAGAGUAUCGCAAGAGACCACAACCUCCAACUUCUUGAAGAAAGCCCAUCUACGCUCCGGUCAACUUACCUGAUGUUGUGUACUACAGACAGACUUGACUGCUUCUAGGUCAUUAUUCACCUGCAACUGACUUCAUAAACCUAUUAAAAUAUAAAUUUAAGUAGUAAUAAUAAUGUCCUAUUGUGGAGAAACAGAAGAGGCUCUGUUUGAAUGUAAUUGGAUGGUGUUUAAUGCCUUAGGGCCGUUGCCCUUAAUGCCACUGUAAGCGAAAUCUUCUGUGGACUUUAAAUUCAGUUAGUGACUGCACUUUUUCUUUUAAUAAAACGUCACUUUAUAUCAAGUGUUUUUGUUGUUAA